GAUUGGAAUACAAAACCCAACCGCGCCCUUAAACCCUCGCCGCCGCCGCCGCCGCCCCGGCCACCGGCUGCGGCCACAGUCACUCUCACAUAUCUCCUCCUCCUCCUUCUUCUUCUCUAUUGUUUCAUCGUGCUUUUUCUCCGGCCAUGGCGACGACCGAGGUUGUAGAGUCUGUGCACUUCAAAUUCAUGACGGAUGAAGAGGUGAGGAGUCACAGCGUCGUGAAGAUAACAAAUCCUCACACCGUCGAUACAUUGGGCGCUGUAAUUUCUGGCGGACUCUAUGAUCCGGCCAUGGGACCUGUCGACGACAAAUCCCCAUGCGUGUCAUGCGGGCAGCGUGGAUUCUAUUGCCCUGGCCACUGUGGCCAUAUCGACCUUGUCUCCUUAGCCUACAAUCCCUUGCUCUUCAGUAUGCUGAGCAAUCUUUUGAACAAGACAUGUUUCUAUUGCUUUCACUUUAGGGCACGCAGGGAGGAGGUUGAAAGCUGUGUGUCUCAAUUGAAACUUAUUGCGGGGGGGAACUUUGUAGCUGCAAAGAAUUUGGGUGCGCGACAAGCUGCGCAAAAGAAGAAAAAUUUUGAUAUGUCGUUUCUCGGGGACGAAGAAGAGAGCCCAUCUGGUGGAGAAGAUCAGCAUGAGCAGGGAACUGAAACUUGCUGGGAUUCAUGUCUUCUUAGUGAAGCAAUGUCGGUUUUGAGUAAUUUCAUGAGGAAAAAAGAGAAGAAGUGCACUCAUUGUGAGUGCAAGAAUCCGAAGAUCAGUAAACCUACAUUUGGAUGGUUUAAUGUGACUGGACUCUCCAGUACUCAUUUACGGUCAAAUGCCAUACGAAAUGCCAAGUUGGAUAUAGAUCAAAGCGAGGGAGAUAUAGACAUUUCUAACAGUACCAAAAAGUCUGGCAAAAAAGGUGUGAGUCGGAAUUUUAAUCCUGGUUUGAAGGAUCCAAACAAUUUAUUCUCUGGACCUCUCUUACCUUCAGAGGUUAAAGAUAUUUUGAGGCAUUUAUGGAAAAAUGAAGCCACCCUUUGCUCAUAUAUCUGUAAUAUUCAACAGAAUCAAUUUAAAUUUUCUGGAGACAUGGAAGGCUACUCUAUGUUCUUCCUCGAAACAGUGCUUGUUCCACCAAUAAAAUUCCGGCCUCCAGCCAAAGGUGGCAAUUCUGUGAUGGAGCACCCACAUACUGUUCUAUUAGGGAAGGUGUUGCAAACAAAUAGUGCUUUAGGAAAUGCUCAUAUUAAUAGUGCUGAAACGUCAAAGAUCAUUACUCGAUGGAUGGAUCUUCAACAAUCUAUCAAUCUCUUAUUUGAUAGCAAAACAGCAACUACUCAAGCUCAAAAAGAUGUUUCUGGAAUUUGUCAAUUCCUUGAAAAGAAAGAGGGUAUUUUCCGGCAAAAAAUGAUGGGCAAAAGGGUCAAUUUUGCCUGUCGAUCUGUUAUUUCCCCAGAUCCUUAUUUGGCAGUAAAUGAAAUUGGAAUUCCCCCACACUUUGCAUUGACGUUGACCUAUCCAGAGAGGGUUACUCCUUGGAAUGCUGAGAAAUUGAGACGUGCAGUCAUCAAUGGGCCUCAAAUUCAUCCUGGGGCAACAUCCUACAUUGACAGUGUAGCCACUGUAAAGCUGCCAACAAGCAAAAAAAUGCGUCUAGCAAUAUCAAGGAAGUUACCUUCUUCAAGAGGAGCAGUUUCACAAUCAGGCAAAAAUGGGCUUGAGUUUGAGGGAAAAAUCGUGUGUCGCCACUUGCAAGAUGGUGAUGUUGUGCUUGUAAAUCGGCAGCCGACACUACAUAAGCCAAGUAUAAUGGCUCAUGUUGUUCGUGUAUUAAAAGGAGAAAAAACAAUUCGCAUGCAUUAUGCAAAUUGCAGCUCCUAUAAUGCUGAUUUUGAUGGUGAUGAGAUUAAUGUCCAUUUUCCUCAAGAUGAAAUUUCCCGUGCCGAGGCCUAUAAUAUUGUAAAUGCAAAUGAACAAUAUAUUGUUCCCACAAAGGGUGAUACUGUGAGGGGCUUGAUUCAGGACCAUAUUGUGGGUGCUGUGCUCCUUACAAUGAAGAAUACAUUUCUAAAUCGUAGUGAAUUUAGUCAGCUGCUUUAUGGUUCUGGCGUGUUUGCUCGUGUGUCUGGUUCAAAUCCUGGGAAUAAUUCUAGGAAGGUUUCUUUAGUGGAUGCUGAAGGUAUGGUGGACUGUGUUUUGCCUACGAUAUGGAAACCUGAGCCUCUUUGGACAGGAAAACAGGUCAUCACUGCCUUGUUGAACCAUAUAACCCAUGGUUAUGCACCCUGUACUGUUAAAAAUCAGGGGAAAAUUCCAAAGAAUUAUUUUACGGGUAACAGUUUCAAAAAUGGAGAGGAAGAUGAUGACCAUAAUGCUGAACACAGCUUGUUGAUCUGGAAAAAUGAGCUUUUGCGGGGAGUGAUUGACAAGGCUCAAUUUGGAAAGUUUGGCUUGGUUCAUACAGUGCAGGAGCUAUAUGGUUCAUACAGUGCAGGCAUCUUUCUAUCUGCAUUGAGUCGCCUAUUUACUAUCUUUUUACAGUUUCAUGGAUUCACUUGUGGGCUAGAUGACCUUAUCAUAUUACCUAAUUAUGAUGCCCAAAGGAAGGAGAAGCUUGAAGGCGAAGAUGUUGGGGAAGAGGUUCACUGUGAUUUUGUGAAAUUCAAACCUGGGCAAAUCGGCCCUCAAGAACUGCAAUUGGAGGUUGAGAAAGUCAUUUGCCAGGACAGAGAAUCUGCUACUGCAGCUUUGGACAUGAAAAUGAAAAACAAAUUGACAAAUAGGCUAACUAGGGAAGGUUCUCAGAUACUCAAACACUUGCUGACAACUGGUUUAUUAAAACCUUUCCCUAAGAAUUGCAUCUCUGUCAUGACAACAACUGGGGCAAAGGGUAGUACGGUGAAUUUCCAGCAAAUAUCUGUCUAUCUUGGGCAGCAGGAGCUGGAAGGUAAAAGGGUACCUCGGAUGGUUUCUGGAAAGACUUUGCCCAGCUUUCCACCAUGGGAUUUCACAUCUAGAGCUGGAGGCUUUAUUACUGAUCGCUUUCUUACCGGGCUUCGACCACAGGAAUACUAUUUCCAUUGCAUGGCUGGUCGUGAAGGGUUGGUUGACACUGCAGUCAAAACAUCUCGCAGUGGAUAUCUACAGCGUUGUUUGAUGAAAAAUCUUGAGAGCCUGAAAGUUCACUAUGAUUAUACUGUCCGUGAUGCUGAUGGUUCUAUCGUUCAAUUUUACUAUGGAGAAGAUGGCAUUGAUGUGCACAAGACAAGCUUCCUGAACAAUUUUAAGGCGCUAGAAGAUAAUCAGGAAACUUUCAGUCAGAAAUUCCAGAAUAUGCAUGAAUUUGGUAGUUACAUCAACAGACUUCCCGAGGGACUUGAAAAAGAAGCUAGGAGCUAUGUUCAAGAGAAGCAAGAGAAGUUAUCUGUAAAACAUAAAGCAAGUGGAAAGAACACACACAAGAAGCACAGGUCGAGUAAGAAAGAUCACCAAUUGAAAAAUGAGGAGGCUCUUGGAAUGAAUCGAGACAGGUUUAUGAAGUUGGUGGAGCAGAAAUACUUGUCUAGCCUUGUACAAGCCGGAGAACCUGUAGGGGUCAUUGCAGCUCAGUCUGUAGGCGAACCAUCGACUCAGAUGACACUCAACACUUUUCAUCUGGCGGGGCGCGGGGAAAUGAAUGUUACUCUCGGUAUUCCAAGGCUUCAGGAGAUUUUGAUGACUGCAUCAGAUGUUAUCAAGACUCCCCUCUUGACAUGCCCAUUCUCACAGAGGAGAUCAAAGCACGACGUUGUUUCUCUUGUUUCGAGUGUGAAAAAGGUGAGUGUAUCCGAUUUGGUAGAGAGCAUGGAAGUUCAGCUCUCGUUGCAUAAAGACCGGAUCUAUAAACUGAUAAUUAAACUGAAGGAUAGCGAGUUUGUUCGAUUGGAAGACACACAUGAAACUUUGAAAUCUUCGUUCUUGAGGGAGCUCGAGGAUGCAAUCGAAAGUCAUGUUGUAUUUCUAUCCAAAGUAAGCGGAAUACAAAAUUCCACAUCUGCACCAAGAUCUGAAGCAUCGAAUGAAGCUGAUGAGGACGAGCCAGGUGCCCAGAAACAGAAAAGGGACGAUGAUAAUGACGAGGACAAUGACGACGACGAAGAUGGCGAUGAUCUUGACGCGGAUGCACAAAAGAGAAAGCAACAGGGUACGGAUGAGGUCGAUUACGAGGAUGGAUCCGACAGCGACCCUAAUGAAGAUCCGGGAAAUUCUAAGAACAGCGAAGAUCAUCAAUCUGAAGAUAUCGAAGCUGGAGAAGAUGAAGAUAUUGAUGACUCAGAAGAUCACAAAGAUGAAGCUGUAUCAGAAGCUAAAUCUAGUCGGGAAAAGGCAAAAACAUCAGAGAAAAUCCUGAGUAAAAUAGCGAAAUCAUCAUCCGAUCAGAAAGUCCGGAGGGCUAUCUAUAUCGAGUGUGAAGGUUUAAAGUUUGAAGUUCACUUCAGAUUCACGACAGAACCCCAUGUCUUGAUUGCUCAGGUCGCCCUAAAAACCGCCAAAAAAGUGUACAUCAAGCGCUCGAGCAAGAGCAAGAUCAGCCAAUGCAAGGUGGUGCAAUACGAUCCAGACGAAAAAACAGUGAUUUGGGACGACAACCUGAAAUCAAACGGCGCAAAAGCUGAAAAGAAUGAUGGAGAUGAAAACUUGUAUUGGGCAAUGAAAGCUUCGGGCGUCGAUUUCAGAUCGUUCUGGGAUUUGCAAGACGAUCUUGAUGUCAGUCGUCUCUAUUCUAACAACAUCCACGCCAUGCUGAAAACAUACGGCGUCGAAGCCGCAAGAGCUACUGUAAUAAGAGAGGUGAAACAAGUCUUCGACAUUUACGGAGUAAAAAUUGAUUUUCGUCACUUGAGCUUGAUUGCAGAUUACAUGACGCACACGGGAGGGUACCGGCCAAUGAGCAGGCACGGGAGCAUUUCCGAGUCGUUGUCGCCGUUUCUCAAGAUGUCAUUCGAGACGGCUUCCAAGUUUAUAGUCGAGGCCGCGUCCCACGGUUUGGUCGACAGCUUGGAAACGCCGUCGUCUCGGAUUUGCCUGGGGUUGCCUGCGAAAGUAGGGACUGGAUGCUUUGAUAUGAUGCAGAAACUGGAAGAAGAUUGUUGAUCUGCAAGUCUCUGUAAGUUUUGUUUACUUUUAUGCAGAAUAUGAAGUUUUGUUGUGAAAUUGAAGUAGUGUUUGUUAUCGUUAGGAACUAGAAACUUUGACAAGUUAUGAAAAAUGAUUUGGUUUGAUAGAGUAAGUUAGCUUCUAUAAUGAAUAUA
Andrographis paniculata is the source of this 5281-nucleotide messenger RNA. Its product is annotated as DNA-directed RNA polymerase I subunit 1. Gene Ontology annotation, biological process: DNA-templated transcription. NCBI's taxonomy places the organism in Eukaryota, Viridiplantae, Streptophyta, Magnoliopsida, Lamiales, Acanthaceae. Gene Ontology annotation, molecular function: DNA binding; DNA-directed RNA polymerase activity. The record is from RefSeq and is a predicted model, not a curated record. Gene Ontology annotation, cellular component: RNA polymerase I complex. The transcript has 20 exons. Bases 147 to 5123 code for a protein of 1658 amino acids.